ACAGAGGCUGGGCUUUGCUCCCCGCCCCCCGCCUUACCUCUCCCCAGGAGGUCUCAGGAGGUCUCAGGAGCCCGUGGUUCCCCUGGAAGAUCAAGGUGCUACAUGGGUCCCUGCUGAGGAAAGGUCCCUCCGCGUGUCUGCGCACGGCCACAUCCGUGUCAGGGCCUCUGGGAACCUGCUUGGCGGGCAGGCAGAGGCAGAGGGGGUUCUGGGGUGCUCAGGCUAGCCAAGCUGUCUGGGCCCAGCCCUGGAGGCCCAGAGGUUGGGGUCCAGACCCCACUCUACUGGGCGGCAGGCUACUUCACCUGCCGAGCCUCCGAAGUGGGAGCCGUCAGGGCACCUUCUUCCUGGCCCUGUGCAGGGCGAGAGCUAGGUGUCAAGCACCCAGUGCAGGGGCGCCCUGAGGUCAGCCCUUGGGAAGCGCCCGCCGCAGCCGGUGGCUGUGCUGUCUUGCCGCAGUGCCUGUGCAUCUCGGGUCUCCUCCUCCCUCCAGGUGGGCUGGCUUGAUGUUUGGUUUGCUCAGAGCUGUCCUGGUUCACGGUUCGGCACCAACAGCCUUCCACUCUGGGAGUGCAGGUCAGACGGCGUACUCUGGUGGCCGGUCUGUCCGUUGGAUCAGGAGCCACGGAGGUUUCACUUGAGGUGGUGGCUUUACGUGGCUGUGCUUGGAUCCCUGUGGAGCAGGAGGGCAGGAGGCCGAGGGGAUCCGCAGCACAACACGAGGACCAGACACCCCAGCGAUGACCAGCUCCCCUGUCUCCAGAGUUGUCUACAACGGCAAGAGGAACAGUGGCCCCCGCUCCCCCCCCACCAGCAGCGAGAUCUUCACCCCGGCCCACGAGGAGAAUGUGCGCUUCAUUUACGAAGCCUGGCAGGGCGUGGAGCGGGACCUGCGGAGCCAGGUGUCCGGCAGCGAGCGGGGCCUGGUGCAGGAGUACGUGGAGAAGGCCCCUAACCCCAGCCUGAAGACCUUUAAGCCCAUCGACCUGAGCGACCUGAAGCGCCGGAGUACGCAGGACGCCAAGAAGUCCUAACGCGCGGGCCCCCCUUGGCCUCUGGGAGAUUGGUGCCUCCCGGUGGUGGCCCCUCCCCUCCUGUGGGCCCAGCUCCUGGGGGGGAGGGGGAGGGGCCGUACUCUCUGCAGGCAAACCCCAGGACCAGGACCAGGACCUGUGACUGAUGGCCAAGGCCUGCCCCUCCUCCCCCAGCCCCGUCCUUUCCUGGGGGGAGAUCUCAAGCUGCCCCCCGCACUGAGAGGGUCUGGGCCCUGCCAGCCCCUGCUCUGUCUCUGGAGCCGGCAGGCCCUGCCCACCCUCCAGGGUCUUGAGCCUGACUCCCCUUCCCUUCCAUCGCGUCCACUGCACCCCCACCCCCGGCCACUUCCAGGAUCAGGAGGGAGAAGAGGGGGCCUCUGCUGUCGCCUGGGCCUGUGGGACUAGGCCAGGUGUGACCCUGAGGUGGUCAGGAGGCCGGAAAAAGGCAGCCCCACCACGGCCAGCGUGGGGUCCCUCACGCCGCUGCUUCUCUGGCCCGGACACACUGGGGAGCAAAUCUCCCCCCCACACUGUUCAGCCCUGGCGCCUUCUUUCCUGCAUCAGCUUCAGGAUGGCUCUCCGGGCCUGGGACGCCACUGUCACCCCUCACAUGGGCCUGGUGUCUGCAGCCCUGUGGCCACAGCAGCCCCCUUGGGCAAGGGCGUGAGGUCGCCUGGGGGGUCCUGGCUCUGUGCAGUGUGCUGGGAGUGUCACCAGGGCCCCUUUUUCUUCCUGUGCUCCCCAAAAGUCUGUGGCGAGCCUGAGGGCCAGUGAAUAAAGGCGGGCGGCACUGCA
Molecule: messenger RNA, 1829 nt
Organism: Pteropus alecto (black flying fox)
Lineage: Eukaryota; Metazoa; Chordata; Mammalia; Chiroptera; Pteropodidae
Gene: MCRIP1
Product: MAPK regulated corepressor interacting protein 1
Exons: 5
Coding region: 741-1034 (97 amino acids)
Source: RefSeq, a predicted model, not a curated record